UCGACUAAAGUAUAAAAGCAUGAAAAGUUAGUGGGUCUUUAUUAUGUAUAAUUAGAUGAGAAACUACAAGUAAGUGCGAUUAGUAUAUUAUAUAUUUUCUAUAUUUAUAACUUAAGAGGUUGGUUUUAAAAUGUCCCUCGGCAGUAUUCUACGCAAUUCUUUUCAACAUAUUAUUGGACUUCCGUCUAUUGGUGUGAAACCCGUGAGCUUUUUAAAACCAGAACUUCUAAACCCGUGGUCAGUUGAUUUGAUUCGUACGAAAACUCGAAAUCAUUUUCCAAGACCGAAUGAAGCGAAACGUAUUAGGAAACAUGGCUGGUGGACUAAAAUGGCAACGCUAAAUGGACGUAGAACGUUGCAAAGAAGGAUACUUAAAGGCCGUUAUGUUUUAAGCCAUUAACAUUCGUGUUAUAUUAAAUAAUACAAUAUGAUAUCAUGUAGUUUUUCUGUAAUACCAAAACCUGUAACAUUCUAUAGUAUGUAAUAAAAAAAAAUGUGAAUGCUCAAA
Messenger RNA from Adelges cooleyi (spruce gall adelgid), 508 nucleotides. It is a transcript of the gene mRpL34, whose product is annotated as 39S ribosomal protein L34, mitochondrial. Gene Ontology annotation, biological process: translation. The transcript is spliced from 2 exons. Bases 131 to 400 code for a protein of 89 amino acids. Lineage: Eukaryota; Metazoa; Arthropoda; Insecta; Hemiptera; Adelgidae. The record is from RefSeq and is a predicted model, not a curated record. Gene Ontology annotation, cellular component: ribosome; mitochondrial large ribosomal subunit. Gene Ontology annotation, molecular function: structural constituent of ribosome.